UAAACAGACCAUCCGGACAGCUUUGCACUUAUCUCCAUCGCAGUUCGCAACAGUUCAACACACUUACACAACCACACGUAUCACCUCUAGAUCGAUCACAUUUCGUAGUCCGUACCACGUCCGACGAUAUGGAGUACCAGGGGCAGCACGGCCACGCCACCGACAAGGUGGAGGAGUACGGCCAGCCCGUGGCCGGGUACGGCGGCGCCACCGGCGGCCCCACGGGGACGCACGGCGCUGCCGGAGCCGGAGGCGCGCAGCUCCAGGCGACGCGGGACGAGCACAAGACCGACGGCGUUCUGCGCCGCUCCGGCAGCUCCAGCUCCAGCAGCUCGUCUGAGGACGACGGCGUGGGCGGGAGGAGGAAGAAGGGGAUGAAGGAGAAGAUCAAGGAGAAGCUCCCCGGCGGAGCCCACAAGGACGCCACCGCCGGGCAGCAGCACACGGCGGUGGCGGGCGAGUACGCGGGCACGCACGGCACCGAGGCCACCGGCGAGAAGAAGGGCGUCAUGGACAAGAUCAAGGAGAAGCUUCCCGGCGGACAACACUGAGCCAGCUAUGCAUGCGUGUCUCUAUGUUCCGUCAAAGCUCGGCUAGCAUUUGCAGCCAUGCUUUACUACGAAUAAUAAAUAAUAAGUACAAUGGACUCCGAUGUACGUUGUGUGUACGACCGCGUCCGUGUGACGCAUUUGUGUAUUCGUAUACGGUAUGAUGUGUGUACAUACAUCGUAAUAGAAAAACGUUUGUGUAUGUUGUGUUUUUGUGGUAAGCUAUGUACGUAUUGGAGUAUAAAGUACUUUGGCACUGGCA
Triticum dicoccoides is the source of this 810-nucleotide messenger RNA. RefSeq names its product dehydrin DHN1-like. Gene Ontology annotation, biological process: cold acclimation; response to abscisic acid; response to water deprivation. The transcript has 2 exons. Gene Ontology annotation, cellular component: cytosol. NCBI's taxonomy places the organism in Eukaryota, Viridiplantae, Streptophyta, Magnoliopsida, Poales, Poaceae. The record is from RefSeq and is a predicted model, not a curated record. Bases 129 to 551 code for a protein of 140 amino acids.